This is a messenger RNA of Vigna unguiculata (cowpea), 1692 nucleotides long. RefSeq names its product UDP-glucosyl transferase 73CC6 pseudogene. NCBI's taxonomy places the organism in Eukaryota, Viridiplantae, Streptophyta, Magnoliopsida, Fabales, Fabaceae. The record is from RefSeq and is a predicted model, not a curated record.
GAGGAGCUUCCUUCGUGUUGAGAUGCAUUAUAUCAAAAGCACUGUUAACAAGAAAGGGUGAAAGCAUCGUGUGUGAAGUUUGACAGAGCAAUAAUGGAAAAUCAACACCCACCACUCAACCUUCACUUCAUUCCUUUCCUGGCACCCGGCCAUCUCAUCCCUCUCUGCAACAUAGCCACACAGUUCGCCGCACGUGGCCACCGCGUCACCGUCAUCACCACUUCCUCCUACGCCCGAAUCCUUCGCAAAUCCAGCCCCUCCCUCCUCCUCCAUGUCGUCGACUUCCCCGGCGGCGAAGAACUCAUGUCCGCCGCCAAUGAUCUUGAAAGCGCCCGGAAUUUCUUCCACGCCAGCAUGCUCCUCCGCGACCCCAUCAGCCGUUUCCUAGAGCAGCACCGACCCGAUUGCGUCGUCGCCGACUUCUUCUUCCACUGGGUUCACGACGUGGCGAACAAUCUCCGCAUCGCCAGACUCGCCUUCAACGGCUUCUCCCUCUUCACCGUGGCCGCCAUGGAGUCCGUGAAAUCAAACCCCGCACUUGUUCCCGACAGCGGCCCCUUCGUGAUCCCGGAUCUUCCCCACCGCAUCACCUUGUGCUCGAGACCACCCAAGGGGGUCUCCGCCUUCAUGGAGAGGCUUCUGGAAACAGAGAUGAAGAGCGACGGUCUCAUCGUGAACAGCUUCGCGGAGCUCGACGGAGAAGAGUACAUCCAGCACUACGAGAAAGGCAAGGCCCACAAAGCCUGGCAUCUUGGGCCAGCGUGUCUGGCCGCGAAAGGCGGCGAAGAGAGGGGCGAGAAGAGAGUGGUGAGCGAGGAGGAGUGUGUGAGUUGGCUGAACUCGAAGCAGGCAAAGUCUGUUGUAUACGUAUGCUUCGGUAGCAUGUGUCGGUUUCCCGAUAAACAACUUUACGAGAUAGCUUGCGGGCUUGAAGAAGCGGCGCAUAAUUUCGUAUGGGUGGUUCCGGAGAAGAAGGGGAAGGAAAAAGAGAGCGAGGAGGAGAAGUUGAAAUGGCUCCCGAAGGGUUUCGAACAGAGGAACGCAGAGAAGGGACUCAUUAUCAGAGGGUGGGCCCCGCAGCUUGUGAUCCUGGCCCACACUGCUGUCGGGGCCUUUCUCACGCACUGCGGUUGGAACUCGACGUUGGAGGCUGUUACAGCUGGAGUUCCCAUGCUGACGUGGCCGGUGUUAGGGGAUCAGUUCUACAACGAGAGGUUGGUUACUGAGGUGCGUGGGGUGGCGGUGGAGGUGGGCGCCACCGAGUGGAGAGAGACCGGUUACGGGGAGAGGGAGAAGCUGGUCACCGGAGAUUGCAUCCAGAAGGCUGUGAGGAGACUGAUGGACGGCGGUGAUGAAGCUCGGGAAAUCAGACGGCGUGCACAGGAGUUUUCGGAUAAGGCUAAACAAGCUGUUCGCGAUGGAGGCUCCUCUCACAAUAAUUUAACUGCGCUCAUUGCUCAUCUCACGCGCCUCAGAGACACACGCUAAUCCUUAUGCCUUCACACUGCUCACCACAAUAACCUAUGCUUGUUUGUUAGUGCUUCUAUUAUCAAUCUUACACGUGUCGUUUUAUCACUGCAUUUAACUUUGUUGCAUUCUUAUCUUAUGUACUUUAAUAUGGGAAAAGCUAUUUUUGUUUUUCUUUCACUAUCCUUGACAAUAAUAAAAUAUUAAAUAUUUAAUUAAGGGGAA